CUCACUACGAAAGUACAUUUAAAGAGAACUGUAUGGAGAGAAGAGAUAACACAGCGAGGAGACGCACCAACACAUCACCCACAACAACAACAACACCUGAGACUCUGUAGUCAGGGAUAACUCAAUCACAUCGGGAAUCUUCUGCGUUUUCUGGUGUUAUUUCUGGAGAGAUUUGGAGAUGUCCAACGUCCAGUUAUCGAGCAGCGCGUUGGAGAAGCUGGUGGCCAGGAGGACCUUCCCUCUCCACAGACGCACCAGUGUCUGUCGGAACCUCUUCGGACCCGUGGAUCAUGACGAACUGAGCCGGGAGAUGAAAGCCAGACUUCGGGAGAUUUCCGAAAGGGAUCAACAGAAAUGGAACUUUAAUUUCGAGGCCAACACCCCGCUGGAUGGGGAUUACGAAUGGGAAGAGGUCCCCGUGGAUAAGACCCCGAGCUUUUACCAAGACUCUGUACAGAACGGGAGGGUCCGGGUGCCGGAGACGCCCGUCAAGCAAAGACCCUCCUCGGACUCCGCAGUCCCAGACACCCCUCGUAUGGAUGUACUAGAGCGCUUGACCGUACCUGAAAGCAGCAGCACUCCCUUCCCGGUGGAGGUCAACCAGGAAAACCGCACGGACAAGCUGAACUCAGGGAAGAAGCAUCUCAGACAGGUCCCGUGUGUCAGACGCAAGAGGACGGCCAGUGCGGACAACAACACACACAUCACAGACUUUUUCGUGAAACGAAGGAGGUCUACUGAGAGAAAAUCUACCGAUAUGAUCGCCUGCCACCACUCCAAGUCUCCAAUCCCGGUGGAACAAACACCGAGGAAGAGGAUCCGUUGAAGGUGAUUUUGCACUAUUUGCUUGCGCAUUUUGGAGGAUCUCGGGGUGAAGGAUUCUUCUCCCUGCUUCUUGUGACGCCGGAGGGACGGUGUGAGAAGAGAAGCCCGACCGGAGAGAGGCUGCCUUGGCUCCGUGCGUCACGGCGGAGCGCAGCCCGAACACCGGAGCAGACUCUCAGGACCGCACGGUUAGGGGGGGAAGGGAGAGGAGAGAGAGAGAAAGACAGAGAGAGAGAGGACAUUUCGCCGAAUGACUUCUAUCCAGUACAAAUGUAGCAUACAUUGUUGCUUUUGCAUACAGCCACUCGACAGUGUUAAAUGUUUUAACAUCUGUGCAAUCCUAAAGUAGCUACUUUAAAAAAAAUGUCUACACUGGCCAAAAGUGUACAGCUUUAUAGAGACAAUUAAUUGUUUAUUUCUGUUCUGGUUUUCUGUAAAUAUAUAUUUUUAAGACUAUUCUAACUUAUAAUUUAUUUAUGUUUCUUUAUAUUUGUUAAAUGCCUUGUUGAUUUAGCCAAAGGGCAUAUUUUUAUUUUUAUUUUAUGCUAUUUUAUUUACAUUUGUUGUGAUGAUUUGCAAUCAUGUAGCUUCCUAUAGUAGCCGACACUUGAAAAUAGUUUCUUUGUGUUCUGAGCCGUUUUUUUUGUGUGUUUUCACGUUUUCAUACAAGUCCCCUAAUUGUGUCUUGCAAAGGGUGAAAAUAAAUAUUUUUCAUUUAAACCUUAA
This is a messenger RNA of Sphaeramia orbicularis (orbiculate cardinalfish), 1551 nucleotides long. RefSeq names its product cyclin-dependent kinase inhibitor 1C-like. The record is from RefSeq and is a predicted model, not a curated record. Gene Ontology annotation, biological process: negative regulation of mitotic cell cycle; negative regulation of cyclin-dependent protein serine/threonine kinase activity. NCBI's taxonomy places the organism in Eukaryota, Metazoa, Chordata, Actinopteri, Kurtiformes, Apogonidae. Gene Ontology annotation, molecular function: cyclin-dependent protein serine/threonine kinase inhibitor activity. Gene Ontology annotation, cellular component: nucleus. Bases 179 to 826 code for a protein of 215 amino acids. The transcript has 3 exons.